Coniophora puteana RWD-64-598 SS2 is the source of this 1118-nucleotide messenger RNA. Its product is annotated as glycoside hydrolase family 43 protein. Gene Ontology annotation, molecular function: hydrolase activity, hydrolyzing O-glycosyl compounds. Bases 16 to 966 code for a protein of 316 amino acids. Lineage: Eukaryota; Fungi; Basidiomycota; Agaricomycetes; Boletales; Coniophoraceae. The record is from RefSeq and is a predicted model, not a curated record. Gene Ontology annotation, biological process: carbohydrate metabolic process. The transcript has 4 exons.
UCUUCAUCCACAUCUAUGCAGCGCGUCCUUAUCCUCGCCGCCGAGCUCGCCUUCGCGUCUUACGCCGCAGCUUCCGUUGCUGGGCCUGUCACGAGCACCGACUUCCCCGACCCUAGCAUCGUCAUCGCGGAUGGAACAUACUACGCAUACGCAACAAACGGGAACGGGUACAACAUCCAGCUUGCAACCUCCACCGACAGCGGUUCCACCUGGACCGUCCUAGCGCAAGAUGCCCUCCCUACCGUUGGCUCGUGGGCCACGGGGAACAACGGUCUGACAUGGGCGCCUGAUGUCAUUGAUCGUGGAGAUGGAACCUAUGUCAUGUACUAUGCUGGGGAAUCAACUUCUGAGGGCACUCACUGUGUCGGAGCGGCCACCGCCACGACCCCGCUCGGCCCGUUCAGCCCGGAGUCUUCAGCUCUCGCCUGCAACGCAACUGGGGGCGGCGCCAUUGAUCCGUCAGGGUUCCAGGACUCGGAUGGGACGCGCUAUGUUGCUUACAAGGUCGACGGAAACAACCUUGGUGGCGGUGGUUCGUGCGGGAACGGGAACCUGGAGUACUCGACACCUAUCAUGCUCCAACAGGUGGAGAGCGACGGUGUGACACCGACUGGCGAUGCUAUCCAGAUCCUCGACCGUAGUGAGUACGAUGGUCCUUUGAUCGAGGCACCGAAGAUCGUGCUGGUGAACGGAGUCUAUGCCUUGUUCUUCUCCUCCAACUGCUACAACACCAAUCUGUACGAUGUAAGCUACGCGACUGCAUCCUCCGUUACGGGACCAUACACGAAAGCGUCUUCGCCCCUGCUUGUCACCGGAGACGACAGCCUGACGGCACCCGGCGGUAUGACGCCCAUCCCGGAUGGCUCGUUUGCAGUGUUUCACGCAACGACCAACUCAGACCCUCUGACGAGGCCUAUGUAUACCGCUAAGCUGACCUGGGAUGGGACUGUCGUCUCUGCAGCAUAGGUUGGGUUGGAAAAGCACGUCACGGUCCCACUCAUUUGUAAACGUAGAGGUACUUCAUGGCACGCCAAGAAACUAGUUAGGUCAAGUCAUCAAUCUAUAGAACCGGACGCAUAUAUCCCAAACGCACCUAUAUUGUCUAAGUAGCGUUUGAC